Oncorhynchus mykiss (rainbow trout) is the source of this 6258-nucleotide messenger RNA. RefSeq names its product MAP/microtubule affinity-regulating kinase 4. Gene Ontology annotation, biological process: protein phosphorylation; intracellular signal transduction; microtubule cytoskeleton organization. Gene Ontology annotation, molecular function: ATP binding; protein binding; tau-protein kinase activity. The record is from RefSeq and is a predicted model, not a curated record. Gene Ontology annotation, cellular component: cytoplasm. Lineage: Eukaryota; Metazoa; Chordata; Actinopteri; Salmoniformes; Salmonidae.
UGUGUAACUGAGCCACGGACGCAGCCCUGCCUAUUAUUUCUCUUGAGGUUCUUCCCUCUUGCUCUUGUCAUACAGUUUGGAGAUGCCGUUUUCUGUAGGCAAAUGUUACAAUUGAUAGUUAUGUAGGAUAUCUGUGAGAGUCAAAGUUAAAUCAUUUUUCGAACGUUGAGUGUUAUUCGACGGCUACUUUUUCAGGAAGUGGUCCAUCACGUGCAGAAAGAGAAAGGGGGGUAACAGUACAUUCGCCGAUGCUCUAUCCGCAAUUGUCAUGUCGUUGUAUUGUUUCUUUUGACGAUUAAUUAUUUAUUAAUUAACUAUGAAAUGUGGGCUGGCAAUUAGGCUUAAGUCUUUCAGUGUUUUGCCUUGGGAGUGGUUGGUUUUGCGAGCAUUAUUUGGCACCCCCCAAAAAAUACAUAUUUUUCAACGACAGACAUCCACCCAUGGUCGUGGUACGCGCAGGCUACCUGACCAAUGUUUUUUGUUUUGACAAUUGUUUUUUUUUAUCGGAUAUAACAAACUGCUCUGUUCCUGACAUACACCCACAUUCAUCACUGGAAACACAGAAUUGCUUUCAAAAAAUUGUUUUAGUAUAGUAAUGUUGCGAUAGUGACAAGAAACCUAUUUUGGGUUCAUUUUAAUUCCAGAAUGAGGUAUAUCAUUGAUGCCUUUCUUCACAUGAAGAAUCAACCAAACAUGAAGUGGAUAGCCUAGAAGGCUAUUCUAGACAAUUGUCGUGUUCGGUGUUGGCUUUUUACAAUGAAAAUUAGUAUUUGAGGAUACAAUUCUGUCUCACUGCUCUCGAACCUGGGGUUGCCGGUAGGAAAGGCGUCUAUUGCCUUGGAACACUGGCUAGGCGGUGGAGCGGCCAAUGUCGACCGUUAUCUUCGGUAGAAUAUAAUCCUGUAUAUAACUGUUACCUACAUAAAAACCAAGUAGCCUAAUAGAAAGGAUACCUCAGGGACAAUGUCUUCUCGUGCAGCACUACCUGGGAACGAGCGGAAAUCGGACCAACAUACCUCUCUCUCGACGAGCCGCUCGGAGAAGAGCACUGGUUGGUCGAGCAGAUCACUCGGAGCACGAUGUCGGAACUCUAUCGCCUCGUGUUCGGACGAGCAGCCGCACAUCGGCAACUACCGUCUGCUCAAGACCAUCGGCAAGGGCAACUUCGCCAAGGUCAAGCUGGCCAGGCAUAUCUUGACGGGCAAAGAGGUUGCAAUAAAGAUCAUUGACAAAAAUCAGCUCAACCCGACCAGCCUACAGAAGCUCUUCAGAGAGGUACGCAUCAUGAAAGGCCUCAACCACCCAAAUAUCGUGCAGCUGUUUGAGGUGAUCGAGACGGAGAAUACACUCUAUCUGAUAAUGGAGUACGCCAGUGGGGGCGAAGUGUUUGACUACCUCGUGUCCCAUGGGAGAAUGAAAGAGAAAGAGGCGCGGGCCAAAUUCCGUCAGAUUGUGUCUGCUGUACACUACUGUCACCUGAAGAACAUUGUUCACAGGGACCUUAAAGCUGAGAACCUCUUGCUGGAUGCCGACUCCAACAUCAAAAUCGCAGACUUUGGCUUCAGUAACGAGUUCACCAUGGGCAACAAGCUGGACACGUUCUGUGGCUCCCCUCCCUAUGCCGCUCCGGAGCUGUUCCAGGGGAAGAAGUACGACGGGCCUGAGGUGGACAUCUGGAGCCUGGGGGUCAUCCUCUACACGCUGGUCAGCGGAUCACUGCCCUUCGACGGGCAGAACCUCAAGGAGCUGCGGGAGCGUGUUCUGCGGGGGAAGUACCGCGUGCCCUUCUACAUGUCCACCGACUGCGAGGGCAUCCUGCGCAGGUUCCUGGUGCUCAAUCCCACCAAACGCUGCACCCUGGAGCAAAUCAUGAACGACAAGUGGAUUAACUCUGGCUACGACGGAGAAGAACUGAAGGCUCAUAUAGAGCCCCUGGAGGACCAUAAUGAUGGCAGCCGCAUCGAGGUGAUGGUGGGGAUGGGUUACACCCGUGAUGACAUCAAGGACGCUCUGACCACUCGGAAAUACAACGAGGUCACCGCCACCUACCUGUUACUGGGACGCAUGAAUGAGGUGGAGGGCAGUGAGUCUCGGUCAACCAGCAGUCUGAGCCUGGCGCGGGUACGGCCCAGCACCGUCACCAACGGCACCAGUAAACACUCCACCUCCUCCACCACCUCCGCCUCCUCCCACAGCAAGACCACCCAGCGCAGCGCCUCCACCUACCACCCCCGCAGGAGGCACAGUGACUUCUGCGGUCCAGCAGCGCCCCCAUCCCACCCCAAGCGUAGCCCCAGCAGCGUGGCGGGGGCAGACAGGGAGCUGAAGGAGGAGGGGGGGCGCAUGGCGUCCCGUAAGGUCAGCAGCAGUGUGGUGGGCAGCCGUUCCAUCCAGCCCCCCUCCAGCCCCAUGGUCAGCAGCGCCAACAACCCCAACCAGUCAGAGAUUCCCGACCGCCGCAAGGAGAUUAACACCGCCACGAACAACGUCCCAGCAAGUGCCAUGAUCCGCCGGAACACAUACGUGUGCACCACGGACCGGAACAGCACAGACAGGCCCUCCCUGCUGCAGAACGGCAAGGAGAACAGCUCCAUGUCCCACCGGCUGCCCCCGGCCUCACCCUCCACCCACAGCAUCGCUGGGGCCUCGGGGACCUCCUCCUCUUCGGGCUCCCGCCUCACCCGGGGCUCCAGCAUCCGCAGCACCUUCCACGGGGGCCAGCUGAGGGACCGGCGGCCUCCCUCCCACGCACCCCCCACCUCCCCCACUCUGUCCCACGACGCCAGCCCCCUGCCUCACGCACGUACCCGCGCCACCUCCAACCUGUUCAGCAAGCUCACCUCCAAGCUCACACGCAGGGUCAAUCUUGACCCCUCUAAGCGUCCCAACUCAAACAAGUCCGUCUCGGGCUGCACUCUUCCGCAGGGAUCAAAAACAGUUAGGUCACAGACGAACCUGAGAGAGUCUGCAGAUCUCCGGUCACAAGCCUCGGCUGCACAGUCUCUGGUCAGACAGUCUCUGGUUAAAUCCAGCAGUCGCCAUCUACCUGGGCAUCAAAAAGCGGCAGAGCCCCGGACCCCCCGAUGCGGCUGGGAUGUGAGGGUGCGGAGCCCGCGGGACCCGGCGGAGGUGGUGCUGGCACUGCGCGAGGCGGCCCAGGGCUGCGGCUGCCAGGUCCACCUGGCUGGGCCCUUCCUGCUCUCCUGCACCCACGGGGCGGCUGGCUCACGCGUGGCCUUCGAGGCUGAUGUGUGCCAGCUGCCCGCAGGCCCCGCCGAGACCAGCGGCGUGCGCUUCAAACGGCUGUGGGGGGCGCCGCUCGCCUUCCGGGACAUCGCCACAAAAGUGUCCAAGGAGCUGGAGCUCUGAGGGCGACAGGGGGUGGGGCAGAGGGCUUCUACACUGGACAGACUGACCGAGGGGGCGGGAGAAGGAGACGGGCAGAACCCGCUACCCCCACUGCCAACCUCGCCUCACCCCCGCCAAAGACCCACUUCUGGUGCCACACUGACACGCAGACACACAGGCACGGAUGGUCCGGGCCCGCCACUCACAGACCUAUGACCUACAAACCCUGCUAAGGCACCUCAAUAUUAUGUGAAUCUACGGAGUCAAGCAGUUAUUUUUUAAUUCCAUAUUUGCAGAUGAAGAUAUUUUUCGUCAAUGUCGUUAUGAUUAUAUUUGUUGUCGUUCCUUUUUAACAGCUGCUAUUUAAAAGGUUUUUUAAUUUAGUUGUUCUUGUUUUCGCUUCAAUGAGUGAUUGACGCAGACUGAAUGCAUAUUUAAGAAACAAGGGACCAGCCCUUUCCUAGACAGACCUCCAGGCUAUAGAGCAGGGUUGUCAAACUCAUUUUGCCCUGGAGGCCGCAUUCGGUCUUCAACAAGGUCCGGAGGGCCGCACUGAAAAUGUGUUAUAUUUCUUCGCAGUCAAUUUUCCCAAAAUAGUCCUCUACCCAUAGUUUUUUUUAAUGAUUAUGCUCUAGCUUUAGACUAUCUAGCUUUAUUUGGGAGAUUAUGAACAAGCUGGACACAGUCAAUAAACUGUAUGAAUGUAGGUCCAUUAUAUUAUAAUUUCUACACAGUUUCAAUUUGGUUGUAGUUAUUUUAAAGUAUACCAUUGUUCUGUUUUGUUUUACUCAAACCCGCGGGCCAGAUUGGACCCCCUCGCGCACCGAAUCCUGCCCGCGGGCCAGAUUGGACCCCCUCGCGCACCGAAUCCUGCCCGCGGGCCAGAUUGGACCCCCUCGCGCACCGAAUCCUGCCCGUGGGCCGUAUGUUUGACACCCCUGCUAUAUAGGGAGACAUGCAGAAAUGCAGAGACGGACAACAAAAAAACAAUGCUGUAAAACAAAAUGCCAGAUUCUUGUGCCCAUCCAUCGCGUCUGCUCAAUUCUGUAAGGCCCCCUCUGCUACUCUCGUCAAGUUUCAUUUUGUGUUUUGUAUAUACCGGUAUGUUGGUUACCAAUGAGCAAAGCUGUCUGACUUCAAUGUCCAAAACGGAGUAGGCGAAGACUGCUCUUCUGAGCCACUAACCCUUUGAUUUUCUGCGUUUCAGCAGGUAAUGUACACAGGCAUUCUACACGUUCUUCUGGGAGCAUUUGGUUUAGCAAUAUCACCUCUUCAAUUGUAUUUCCUCUUAAAUGGUACAGCACAUCCACCAGGCCAAGAUUCCAAACAUGAUUUGAUAUAUAUAAGCUAUAGAUAGAUAUAAGCGGUGUUUAGUAUAAUGUUGGGGAACAUCAUUUGUCACAUUUCAAGGAAUCUCAAUGGAUCACUUUUUUGUAUAAGAUGACCCAAGAUCGCGUAAAAAAGGAGAAUUGGAUCAACUCCUAAUUUUCUGCUCAAAAAGAAUAUAGUAUCAUUGAUCACACAGACUAUAACAACUACAGCGAUGCUUGUUGAAUUGCAUUCAGUAUUUCAAUUGGUCAGCAAAACAGGCGUUAUGUAGUCGCUUCCCUUCUGGUAACCAAUCAGCCUUCUGUAUUCCUGAGUGACGUAUGAGAGUGAGGUUGGUAGUUUAGAAUGUGACCCUGGGUGACGUUGUUGAAAUCAACCCUGACACUCUUCUAUAAAUGAAGCACGCUCCCAAGCUCCUCACAAUAGAUCCAAGUCAGGUAGAUAGUCAAGGCCUGAGUGAGUGACUGUUUGUCACUGGCUUUGGUUUGCACCAAUAAACAGUAAUGGUCCUUGUCGCCUGGCAGUGGGUCACAGCAGCAGAGAUGCCAGAACUUCAUUCCCAGUUGGUGCAGUGAGCUGCAGUGGGCUCUUCUAAAGCCCUCAGAACCAUGUUUCUAUUUUCUCAGCUCAGACUGUUGGUGUCGCUGAAUGUUCCUCAACCUUUCUUGUUUGCUGAAAGUCUGUCUGGUCUUUAAAUGGCUCAAAGAUUCAUCAAGAGUGGAUGUUCUCAUUACAGAAUGUGUUUGUCACUGUUCCAGUAUGAUGACAUCUCUACAGUAUGUAAUAUCCCAGUUAUAUUCCGUAACCUGUGACACCCCUGACCAUCUUCGCCAGCCUGCCCACACUGGACUGCCUGCCCAACACAAUCUUCAGUCGUUUUCAAACUCCACAAUUUUCCACCUUAUUCCUUUUGGCAAAAUGUAUAUUGCACACGUGUAUGGCAGUAUUACAUAGUAAUCCAGGACACUACUAUGACUUCAGUUUGCCCGUUGCAAGGAAUCAUGGGAGUUUUUAGUUGCAACAGGUGGCCACAAAUGUCUUAAAAUGUGAAAGCUGUGAUUUAGGGCAAUUCUUUUGCAACUUUGCCCAAAAUAGGACCUCUUGCCCAACAAUUCCCAUCUGUAUUGCUAAAAGCUUAGGACCAUGCUUCAAGAGUAGGAAGUAGUUGUGCGUUUGAAGCCGUCGCUGUUAUCGAUAAAACAGGGUGCAACUAUGGAAAUGACUGAACUGCAGUCCUGCAUGUCUCCUGAGGAAAAUUGUAUGAAGCAAAAAUAAAUUUCUCCUUUCAAAUUCUGACAUUUUGGAUCAAGUUUAUUUUUGUUCUCAGUGGGGUUGAUGUGGUGUCAAUAGAUGACAGAUUGGUCAUGUUAUGUUUGUUUAUUGUACCAUGGUUUUAGGGCAUUUACGAGGCUGCUGUAGCGUGUGCACGUGGUGUGGGUGUGCAUGUGCAUGCACCGUGUGUUUCGAGACCAUACAUCAGACAGUGGGGUUGAUUAACUGGGCCUUGUUUUAUUUGCUCAAUACAUUUUACAACCAAAACAAUGAUUUCAAGAUUAGGUGCAUACACAAAGUAAUGGCCCA